AUGCGCUCUGAACCUCUCGUCCACGUCUUCAUGGUCUCCUUCCCGGCUCAAGGCCACGUCAACCCCCUUCUCCGGCUAGGCAAGCGCCUCGCCUCAAAAGGCCUCCUGGUCACCUUCUCCACCACCGAAACCAUCGGAAAAUACAUGCGCGAAGCCAACAACAUCACCGACGACGGCCGGCCCAUCCCCCUCGGGGCCGGCCACAUCAGGUUCCAAUUUUUCGACGAAAGCUUGGCCGAAGACGACCCCCGCCUCCAUAACCUCGAUCACUACUUGACCCACCUCGAGCUCGUCGGCCGCCACCACCUCCCGCGCAUGCUCGCUCAAAACGCCCAGCAGAACCGUCCCGUCUCCUGCCUCAUCAACAACCCAUUCAUCCCGUGGGUCUCAGACGUAGCCCACGAGCUCCGCAUCCCUAACGCCUUGCUCUGGGUUCAAUCCUGCGCUGCGUUCUCGUGUUACUAUCAUUACUACCAUGGCCUUGUCCCUUUCCCUUCCGAUACCGAACCCGAAACCGACGUCAAACUGCCCUGCAUGCCUCUUCUUAAGAACGAUGAAGUCCCAAGCUUCCUCCACCCUUCCACUCCCUACCCUUUUAUGAGAAGAGUCGUCUUGGGUCAGUUCAAAAACCUCUCGAUACCAUUUUGCGUGCUCAUGGACACCUUUCGAGAUCUCGAAGACGAGAUCAUCGAACAGGUGUCCCGGUUCGCACCGGUCAAGCCCGUCGGACCGCUCUUCAAAAGCCCUACUGCGGGUGCCGUCCGCGGAGACCUCAUGAAAGCGGAUGACUGCGUCGGGUGGCUCGACUCGAAGCCCAAAUUGUCGGUCGUGUACCUAUCAUUUGGUAGCGCUGUGUAUUUGAAACAAGAACAAAUAGACGAGAUCGCUUUCGGGCUUUUGGACUCCGGAGUUUCAUUUUUGUGGGUGAUGAAACCUCCAAACAAGGUUUUUGGACAUGAAGCGCAUGUUUUUCCAGAAGGGUUCUUGGAGAUGGCAGGGGAGAAGGGGAAGGUGGUGCAAUGGAGUCCUCAAGAGCAAGUGCUGGUUCACCCUUCGGUGGCGUGUUUCCUGACUCACUGCGGGUGGAACUCGUCCAUGGAGGCUCUCGCUUCCGGCGUGCAGGUGGUGGCGUUCCCGCAAUGGGGCGAUCAGGUCACGGAUGCAAAGUUUUUAGUGGACGUGUUUGGGGUUGGGGUGAGGAUGUGCAGAGGGGAGGCUGAGAAGAAAUUGAUCACAAGGGAGGAGGUGAAGAAGUGCUUGGUGGAAGCUACGGCGGGUCCGAAGGCGGCGGAGAUGAAGGAGAAUGCGAUGAAGUGGAAGGAGGCGGCGGAGGGAGCGGUGGCAGAGGGUGGCUCGUCCUACCGGAAUCUGGAGGAGUUUGUGGAGGAGGUGAAGAGAAUGAGUGUUGAAGUUAUUCACGGGGAAGUCAACAGAGAAUGGCACCACAAAUGGAGAUCUGGACAAGAAAGUCGAUGA
Molecule: messenger RNA, 1476 nt
Organism: Malania oleifera
Lineage: Eukaryota; Viridiplantae; Streptophyta; Magnoliopsida; Santalales; Ximeniaceae
Product: gallate 1-beta-glucosyltransferase 84A24-like
Exons: 1
Coding region: 1-1476 (491 amino acids)
Molecular function (GO): UDP-glycosyltransferase activity
Source: RefSeq, a predicted model, not a curated record